AUGCAAAUGAAUUCUACAGAACUUUAUUUCAUCCCUUUCAGAAAGUAUUAUCAAGUUUUCUGGCUUCACAGUAUCCCAAAAUAACUGAAAAGUUCAUCCACUGGAGAGUCUGUAAUGGGGGUUUUGUGAAAGUGCGUGAGAACUGUGUUUUUCCAAAUUAAUGCAAAGUGAUGCAUGCUCAGAAAAAUGACACCAGAUACACUGGGGAAGGACAUGAGUCAGAACCUGGAAGGCAGCAGAAUUACCCUACUUACUAAAAUAGACUUAUUAACUGUUAAGCUAUGUAUAUAGUUAGCAUAAAAUAUAUAUUGUUCAUUGUAUUUAUCCUGUUUGGUGAUAUGAUAAACAUGCAGCUUAUAUUUAUUAAACAUAGAGCUGUAUCUAAAAAAUGAAUUUGUUUAAAUGACAUGACCAAAAAAAAAGCUUUCUUGAAACAAUGUGAAAUCUUAUAUGCUUAGGUAGAAUGAAAAACCCCACUUCCUUUUAAAGCAUCAACAUACUGCCAGCCCAAACUUCACGUGCCAAGUCAUAAGUUCAUAAAGAAUUCUCCUGGGCUUGUUUUAAACUGCUGACAGUGCAUGUGAAAGGAGAUCAGGUCUGAAAACCACGCACAAGAAUAAAACCCUUGUUGCGAGAUAGUAUCAUUGACGAGUUGAGGGGAGGGAACAAAACACUUCCAGAUUCAUACAAGGCACACAGUGUUCUGCUCCCAAAAAGGAAAUAUUAAUUUCAACACACAUUUUUGGAGUGCCAUUAGGAUGACACACAUAAAGCCUUACCCUUGCAUUUGCCCUGCUCCCAAGUUAAUUCUUUUCCAGAUGCCUUUUUGUUUGUUUUUUUUUUUUAAAGAAAGAGUUUGCAGAUGAGUUUCUAAGGAGAGUGAAAGAAAUGGGUUAAGAUAAAACUUCAAAGAGAGGAAGCACGGCUAAAAAAAAAUGUACAGAGGUGCUGCAGGCAACUAAUUCUUUAGUCCUGUAAUAUUUAAGCUACCUUGGUGCAGGUUCUGAAAGAAGCGGUCUCAUUCUCCCCAACUAUUUGAUGUCUUUUCCCCACACACUUUGCUACCAUCAGUCUUGGCAUUUAUUUAGUGAUUUCCUCUGGCAAGUCAAUCUUCAGCAGCACCAGUCAAGCACAGACACCCAACGCUGCUAAUGUGAAACAAAGCAGCUGAAGGCACUGAGGAGGCUGGCACCAUACUUCUCUAAGGCUGUGCCAGCUUCUGUCAGGCUACAAUACUUGUGAAACUGAGGUGUGUCUGUUCUCAGAAGCACGAGGGAAUGUUCUAGAAACAGCUCUUGGUUCCAUCCCUUUGUUGUCCCAGCAAUCUGAUCCAGAAACCUCCUUAAUAUACAGGAUAAAGAGCAAAUAAAUGAGCAGAGUUUGCUUUAUUCUGGGUGUUUCGCCUGCUCAGUUAUGGCUGGUUCCAGGCAGUGGUUUUCCACUCGGGGGUGCCGAGGGUUUUGCCAGCUGGCUGUGAUCCCAAAGGCUGGCAGGGGACGUGCAGCCCCCCUGGCUGCUGCGGCCCCCCCUGCCAGCAGGGGCAUCUGGACACCAAACACAGAAGGGGUGCCCGCCCAUCUACAGGUUUGUAAGCGAAUGGACUUGGUUUGCCAGAGAAUGCUAAAUCAGGGAUUUCUGAAAGUGGAAAGAUACCACAACUUGUGUCAAAAGCAAGUUAAAGCUCAACUUCCAAGACGGGAGUCAGAAAGGAGAAAUCAUUCAUUAGCUCGCCAUGCAGACAUCCUCGCUGCUGUGGAAACAAGACUCUCUCUCUUAAAUAUGACUUUCAUGAAGUAUGUGGAUUCCAAUCUCUGUUGCUUCAUACCUGGCAAGGUAAUAGAUGAAAUUUAUCGAGUGCUAAGAUAUGUAAACUCUACAAGAGCUCCUCAGAGAGCUCAUGAAGUUCUUCAAGAACUAAGGGACAUUUCCUCCAUGGCUAUGGAAUAUUUUGAUGAGAAGAUUGUUCCAAUACUGAAAAGAAAGAUGCCUGGGUCAGAUGUAUCGGGACGUCUAAUAGGAACUGCCCCAGGAACUUUAUUAGAAUCAACAGUUCCAAGCUCAGAUUCCAGUAUGGUUUUAGUGCUUAGGAAGAGUGAUUCUAAAGAAGCAUGGAAAGUAAAUUCCUUUCUUCUAAAAUUUCCAGGACCUUCUGCAGCACUGACAACAAUGCAGCUGUUCUCCAAACAGAGCCCUUCCAGGCAGGAAGUCACCAAGCUGCAGCAGCAGGUGAAAGCCAACGGCACGGGCCUGACGGCGCUAAAGCGGGAGAUCUCAGAGCUGCGCGUCAAAGUGCAGGAGCAGCAGAAGCAGCUCCAGGAUCAAGACCAGAAACUGCUUGAGCAAACCCAAAUCAUUGGGGAACAGAACGCCCGCUUGGCCGAGCUGGAGCGCAAGCUGCGAGAGGUGAUGGAGAGCACAGUAGGGAAUUCUUCAGGUUCCGGCUCAAAUGAACAGUCUCCCCGGAAACGGAGGAAGGCGGUGGAUUCCACAGACUGUCCUAGGAAAUCUAAACGCCUUCGGAACAGAAAAUAACUGGGAAGGAAAUGGCACCUUCAGGAGGAUACACUGCUCUAGUAGCCUAAGCAGGCCUGCUUGUUUGGAUACUGUGACCCGCUUCAUGGUGUCACGUAGGCUGCUGGCUCUUCAAAACACCACUUAGACUUGAACAGUAAUUUUCUUUCAUUGACUUUUCCCCUGCUUUCUAUAUGGGUGGGCCUAAUGCACAGAAUCUUUUAAGAUUUGCAAUAGCUACAUACUAACCACACCUGCUCUGUUAUGUUUUGAAGGGUUAACCUUUUUUUUUCCGUGCAGAUGUGUUUAAAGUAAACUUAUUUGUGUUUAUGCAUAUGUUCACAUAAAAUCUUAAAUAAAUUGUCUUAACUGACUAAAUGGUUAAGAGUAAAAACAGAUGUCCUGUUCACUUGAAGGAAAGAUCCGCUUUUAAAACCUUGUUUUUGAGAACUUGACCUUUUUUGUUACAAGUGACCUUGUCUGGAAUGUCUGAAAAGUAGUUAAUACUUUUUGGGGUUCUCUGUAAUGAGUAAAACUGACUUCUUAAGCUACA
Cyanistes caeruleus (blue tit) is the source of this 3064-nucleotide messenger RNA. It is a transcript of the gene FBXO28, whose product is annotated as F-box protein 28. The record is from RefSeq and is a predicted model, not a curated record. Gene Ontology annotation, biological process: protein polyubiquitination. Lineage: Eukaryota; Metazoa; Chordata; Aves; Passeriformes; Paridae. Gene Ontology annotation, molecular function: protein binding.